AUGUGGAAGUUGGUAUUCAGCCUUCUAGUGGUUAUUGGCAUUCUGGAGCAAGGUAAGCCCUGGGUGUACUGCAAUUAAUCAGUUGGUAAAAUAUUUUCAACAGAAGUCGACUGCAAUUACUUCAUCUUCUACGACCGCUUCAGUGACUUCGGCGAAGAUGACAGAUACUGGAGUCAAUCAGGAGAAGCCCAGCGGCGACGUCGGCGUCGAGAGUCAGGAGAAUUCUGGCAAUGAACAAGGCGUUAAACCUGACGGUAAACCGGAUAACGGUGGUCCGAACAAUGAAGGCGACACCGAGGGUGUUAAACCUGACGGUAAACCGGAUAACGGUGGUCCGAACAAUGAAGGCGACACCGGGGGUGUUAAACCUGACGGUAAACCGGAUAACGGUGGUCAGAAUGGCCAAAACGCCGGGCCCGGCAAUGGCGUUCAUAACAUGUUGCUGGCUGGCGGUCAUACCGUUGCAGCGCUGCUUGUUCUCGUUCUUUGCGUACACUAA
Messenger RNA from Spirometra erinaceieuropaei, 499 nucleotides. The record is from the annotation of a GenBank genome assembly. Lineage: Eukaryota; Metazoa; Platyhelminthes; Cestoda; Diphyllobothriidea; Diphyllobothriidae.